AUGCGCGCGCGGCGCCCCCUCUGCCUCUGGGUCCUGCUGCUGCCGCUCGCGGGCGCGCUGGGGCGCGGCGACCCGGCCGGGCCCGGGGAGGCGGCCGAGGGGCCCCGGGGGGCGGCCGAGGGGCCGGGCUCGGGGCGGGCCUGGCCGCCCUUCCAGGACCUGCGGGAGCCGCUGCGGACGGCCGGCGCCCUCUUCCUGCGGUACUGGGCGCUCUUCCGCUGCCGGGUGUGGCCCGAGACCUGCUCGCUGGACGAGGAGGCCCCCGCCGGGCCCCUGGCCUGGAGCCUUCCCCUGCUGGGCCGCCAGUAUCUGGAUAUCCUGACCACGUGGUUCUGCAGGUUCCAGGAGUGCAGUGACCACGGGGACUGCAGGGUCUCCAACAACUUCACAGGCCUGCGGUCAGACCUGAGCGUGCGACUGCAUGGCCAGCACCUGGCCCGGGAGCUGGUCCUGACCACAGUGAGGGGCUACUUAGAGCUGCCCCAGCCCAACAAGGCCCUGGCUCUGUCCUUCCACGGCUGGUCCGGCACAGGCAAGAACUUUGUGGCCAGGCUGCUGGCAGAGAACCUGUACCGCGACGGGCUGAAGAGCGACUGUGUCAAGGUGUUCAUCACCCUGUUCCACUUUCCUCACCCCAAGUACGUGGACCUGUACAAGGAGCAGCUGGCCGACCAGGUGAGGGCGACGCAGGAGCAAUGCCGCCAGGCCCUGUUCAUCUUCGAUGAGGCCGAGAAGCUGCACCCUGGCCUGCUGGAGGCCCUGGGGCCGCACCUGGAACGCCAGGCCCCGCAGGACCACAGGGCUGCGCCCUCGAGGACCAUCUUUCUUUUUCUCAGUAACCUCGGAGGCAAUGCCAUCAACGAGGUGGUCCUGGGCCUGCUCCAGGCCGGGUGGUCCCGGGAAGAAAUCGCGAAGGAACACUUGGAGGCCCGCCUCCAGGCCGAGAUUGUGGCGUCCACAGACAGUGGCUUUGGCCACAGCCGCCUUGUGAAAGAAAAGCUGAUUGACUCCUUCGUCCCCUUCCUGCCGCUGGAGUCCCGCCACGUGAGGCUGUGCGCCCGCGACGCUUUCCUGAGCCAGGGGCUCCCGUACACGCAGGAGGCGCUGGACGAGAUCGCCAAGAUGAUGGUGUAUGUCCCCAAGGAGGAGCAACUCUUCUCUUCUCAGGGGUGCAAAUCUGUGUCCCAGAGGAUCAACUACUUCCUGCCUUGAGAGCAGGAUGCCACUGCCUGCCUCGCACCAGCAGGACCUGGGGUCGGCCGCGCUCGCUCCCUCUCACACCCUGUUUACCAGGAAGGCCUUAACUCAGAAGCCAGAGCCAAUUUAAAAUCACUUGGUGCCUUCGAAAGCCACACGGGAAAGAAACACAUCCCCCGACUGCUUGGCAUCUCAGCUCUUGCCUGGACUGGGGUGUGGGGCCUGAGGCUGCAGGGCCCCCGUGACGGGAAGGGGACAGGGAAGGGGACAGGAGUUCUGCUUACCGGCAGGCGGGUGGGCUGGCUUUCAGGUUGUCAUCCCCAGAGGGAAGCUGUGCAGCUAGUAUCUGUGAGCAGAUCGGGAAGAGCCUCGGGCUGAAAACAAGGUACACAGAAGAAUUAAACAUGUUUUUAAAGUUAGGGCCUGACAUCCCUGUGCCACAUGUAAAUAUUAAAGUUUUUAUUUUUCUAAACCCUUCAGCCUCCUUUCUUAAUGACCUAGUAAUCCUGUUCCCUCAGCAAAACUCCAAAUGCAGAUGAGGCUGCGGGGCUGGGCACGUGGGCACUGGGCAC
Molossus molossus (Pallas's mastiff bat) is the source of this 1769-nucleotide messenger RNA. It is a transcript of the gene TOR3A, whose product is annotated as torsin family 3 member A. Gene Ontology annotation, cellular component: endoplasmic reticulum lumen; nuclear envelope. Lineage: Eukaryota; Metazoa; Chordata; Mammalia; Chiroptera; Molossidae. The record is from RefSeq and is a predicted model, not a curated record. Gene Ontology annotation, molecular function: ATP hydrolysis activity; ATP binding. The transcript is spliced from 6 exons. Bases 1 to 1212 code for a protein of 403 amino acids.